This is a messenger RNA of Paramisgurnus dabryanus, 1279 nucleotides long. Lineage: Eukaryota; Metazoa; Chordata; Actinopteri; Cypriniformes; Cobitidae. The record is from RefSeq and is a predicted model, not a curated record.
UUUUGCACAGUACUGUGUUACUGGUAUAGUUUAUGUGUGUAUGUGUUGUUUGGUGAGGGAAGCACAAGAAUCAGCAAGUCUUCAGUUGCCAUUGUAGUGAUCAAUCUUGAAAAUGCUUGAAAGUGCAAAGUCAGAGCUAACAAUAAGCCACUACAGAGCCACAUGAAUGCUUUUUGUCUUGCCAAGCCUUCUAUUAAGGUAAUACACUAAUAUCAAAUAAUGAUAUAGGAAGACACACUAAUCCUACAGUACAUCUCUAACCUGGAGUAAAGAUGGGUGGUACUCUGAGGGUAUAUAUUUAAGGGCCAGGUGCCCAUAUUUUACUUCAGUUUACAAGCUAAACUUGGUUGGGUCCACACAGAACACAAGAAUAUACUCAUAUAGUCACCAGCGAGAUGCUCUGUGUGGGUAUUUUUGUGGGUUUGGUUUUAGAGUCCUGGUCUUUACCUGUGCAGAAUUCCUCAGCAAUUCACCAUGCAAAGCUGAGGCCAAAGAGGGGAUAUUCAGAGCAAUAUGUGGAGCCAGAGGAGAUGAAUGCAAUGGACAAGAUUCUCAGAGCAAAUAAAAGUAUAGGGGAUUUUUUCAGAGAGGGUGACAUACUUAGUUCAGGUGCACAUAGAUCGACUAUCACAUGUGCAGCAGGAGAUACUUGCCUCUGGCCAAAAUCUGUUGACGGUUUUGUGUAUGUGCCUUACAUCAUCUCACAUCUUUAUGAUGAUAUGGAUAGAAUCACUAUAGAAACUGGAAUGUUAGACAUUUCCUCUAAAACCUGUGUGAAGUUUGUGCCUCGCACACAUCAAGCAGACUUCCUCAACAUCCAGUCAAGAUCUGGCUGCUGGUCAUAUCUGGGAAUGAUAAGCGGGAGUCAGAUUUUGUCUUUGCAGUCUCCAGGCUGUAUGUGGUCAGGGGUGGCAUCUCAUGAGCUAAUGCAUGCUUUGGGUUUUGUACACGAGCAGUCCCGCUCUGAUCGUGACCGCUACGUCACCAUCCUGUGGGAAAACAUUAUAGAGAAUCAAAGGCACAAUUUUAGGAAGUAUGAGACCAAUAACCUCAAUACUUUAUAUGACUACAGCUCUGUUAUGCACUAUGGGAGGUAUGCAUUCUCAGAGGAUGGGGGACCCACCAUCAUCCCUAAACCAGACCCUUACAUUCCUAUUGGCCAGCGAGAUGGACCAAGUCCUCUGGACAUUCAUAAAAUAAAUGUCCUGUAUAACUGUGGUGGCUUGGUGUAAAUUUGUGAAAAGACGGUGAAUGGAAGAACCAUAAUCCAGAGACUGAC